Molecule: messenger RNA, 957 nt
Organism: Pseudomassariella vexata
Lineage: Eukaryota; Fungi; Ascomycota; Sordariomycetes; Amphisphaeriales; Pseudomassariaceae
Exons: 2
Coding region: 1-957 (318 amino acids)
Biological process (GO): translation
Cellular component (GO): ribosome
Molecular function (GO): structural constituent of ribosome
Source: RefSeq, a predicted model, not a curated record
AUGCCGCCCCGAAUAACAGGCGUUCCGCGCCUUGGAGGUGCAUUGAACCUAUGCAUCCGUCCAGCUUCCAAGCCCUCAACACCCUCGCUCCUGCCCCUUACCCAGACGGCCUCAUUAUCCCAGAAAGAGAAGAAGAAGAUCGCAAAACAAGACCCGUAUCGAUGGGCGCAAAUGCAACAACGUAAAGCGGCCCACGCUGAAAUCAAGGAGAAGAUUGCCGCCGAACGCAGCGUCAAGCUGGGUGACCAGAUCCGCGGACUGACCACUCCUUUCGUGGAAUCCUUUGACAGCGCCGGCCAAGCACCGCUGUCUACUCCGCCAACAGACGAUGACGGCAACCCGCUCGAGGAGCCCCACAGUCUGCCCACGAGCCCGCACCUCCUGAACAACUUGGCCUCGAGGGAGGAGCUGAACAAGGCCAUCAAGCGGGCGUACACGCUGACGAAGCCCAUGGUCGAGCACCGGGACACUGUUGACCCGGAGAAGGAGAAUGAAGCCCUAGAAAAGCACACGCGGGACCACCUUAAGGCUAAGGAGGCGCUGAGCCGUAUCGUGCAUCUGGACAAUGGCAACGCGAAGGACAGACGGCACGCUAAUAUCCGUCGGUGCAUUGAGACUUUUGGGAGGCACAUAACGGACAAGAAAGUGAAGCAGAAGGCACUGUCGCGAGGAAUUGAAGAACAGGCAAGGCCUGUACGCGCGGGUCCCGACACGGGCAGCAGCGAGGUGCAGAUUGCCAUCUUGACUGCCAAGAUCCGAGCGCUGGCCAAUGAGCUCGAGAAAGGGAGAGGGUACAAGGACAAAGUGGGCAAGAGGGAUUUGAGGUUGAUGGUGCACAAGCGACAGAGGCUUCUGCGGUAUAUGGAAAGAAAGGAACGCGGCAGCGGGAGGUGGACACAUAUGAUUGAGACACUAGGACUUGGUGAAGCUACUUGGAAGAACCAGAUUACGUUCUAA